UGUCCCCUUGCUCUGAACAAUAAUGAACAGAGUGCUAACACACACAGACCCAGUCUGUAGCAGGUGUAAUCACUCCUUCAGAAUGGCCUUGGUGCUGCUGAUAUCUCUUAUCCUCCUCUCUCUGGGGUUUGCAGGUGCUGACGAGGAGUGUGUGUACGCUGCUGUCGGGACGACCAAGGUGAUUGACCAUGAUUAUCCGGGCCUGGAGUUGUUUGAACAGUCAUUCCACUUACGGUGGACCCAUGACUCUAAGAUAGUUUACAACAGCAAGAAGGAUGCUGCAAACAAAUACCACACCACAAAGAAUGGUUCUCUGUUGCUGGAGAACCUACAGCUGGAUAACGCUGGGACGUAUCAGGCUACCAUCUACGACAACCUGGGAAAUCACAUGAAGUCUACCGUAACUCGCCUGUGUCUGCUCGCACCUGUGUCUAAACCCCGUCUGACACACACCUGUGAUGGAACAUCUGUCACGCUGAGGUGUGACGUGGUGAACCCUGGGGUUGUGAUCAUAGUGUGGCAACAUAACGGAAACACACUGCCAGGACAGACAGGCACUACUCUGACCAUAACCAAGGCAACGCUCAAACCUGAAGACAGUUAUGCGUGUACAGCGAGUAUUAAAGCCAGCGAGGAGAAGAGUGAUGAUGUUUACCCUGAAUGCACAGUGGCUGUGUCUAAACCACGUCUCACACACACCUGUACUGACGCAUCUGUCACUCUGAGGUGUGAUGUGGAAAACCCUGUGAAUGUGAACGUGACGUGGAGCCGUAACAGUAACACACUGCCAGGACAGACAGACGCUACUCUGACCAUAACCAAGGCAACGCUCAAACCUGAAGACAGUUAUGCGUGUACAGCGAGUAUUAAAGCCAGCGAGGAGAAGAGUGAUGAUGUUUACCCUGAAUGUACAGAUGAUGAUUCCUCUGCAGUGCUAUUGUUUGGGAUGGAGCUAUGGCUGAUGGUGUUGAUUCUGGCUGGCGGAGGUGGUCUGCUCCUCAUCCUCAUCAUCAUCACCUUGGUGUGUGUCUGCAGGAGCCGCAGGCAGCACAAGAGACGCCUAGAAGAGGAGGAGGAGAUGAGACUGGCCCCCCUCACCCAUCCCACACGCUAAGCAUACGUCCACCACCAACAAAGGGCCCAAAGCUGACCCCGGCCCCAUAACAGAGCUGCGUCUCAGGCCACACCAAACUCCGGACCUCAAGUUUGACCCAGGUCUCCACAGCAAGCACCAGAUGAUGCUCAGACUCAGCCCAUACCAAUGCCCAGGUGGACAGGACCACGAAACCACAGGAAUUCGGCAUGUGUGUGUGUUUGUGUGCAAACAUUCGCAAAUUCUUCUUAACCACAACAACCCCUGUAAUCACAAAAGUGGAAUCUGUCAGAUCUAUAUUCUUUACUCAUAAAGUAACACCAACCUGACUUUACUAGUACUGCUUCAGAAGUCGCUAUCAUGACAUUUGACAUCUAUAGCAUCAUAAUCAGGGAGCUAUAUUUGCAGAUAUUUUUCAGAUGAGAUGAAGAGGAAUAAAUAUCUUUGAUAUGUUGAAACAUA
This is a messenger RNA of Salmo salar (Atlantic salmon), 1555 nucleotides long. RefSeq names its product titin. Lineage: Eukaryota; Metazoa; Chordata; Actinopteri; Salmoniformes; Salmonidae. The record is from RefSeq and is a predicted model, not a curated record.